This is a messenger RNA of Ornithodoros turicata, 1577 nucleotides long. Its product is annotated as chitinase-like protein 3. Gene Ontology annotation, cellular component: extracellular region. The record is from RefSeq and is a predicted model, not a curated record. The transcript has a single exon. Gene Ontology annotation, biological process: carbohydrate metabolic process; chitin catabolic process. Bases 78 to 1505 code for a protein of 475 amino acids. Lineage: Eukaryota; Metazoa; Arthropoda; Arachnida; Ixodida; Argasidae. Gene Ontology annotation, molecular function: chitinase activity; chitin binding.
AUGACAACGAAGAAGCGCGCGCAUUUUUCAGCUUCUCGUCCUUAGAACGGCUUUACUCCAAGCGACCCAUUUCCAGCAUGCGGUCGCACAGGGCCGCCCUGGACGACGAACAAUGGCUGCUCCACCAGUCCCUGCCACGUGCCUUUCCCAUCGACCGGGACCCGUUCAUCAAGAGCUGUGUCACGUAUGGUGGCGUCCUCUGCGUCACCUUCACAGUAGUCCUCGUCGGAGUCGUCGUCGGUGUGCUUUCCUACGAACUUCACCAGAGCUCCAAAGCUACCGCCAUUGCAAUGGCAGCCUUGCAGAAGGACGAGGUCGCUAUCUUUUGUCACGUGAACAUUGCUCGGCUGCUGAACGACUACCAUUAUCCCAUUGAGCGGGUUCCCGGCAAUUACUGCACCCACGUCGUUUUCCCGCUUCGAGGCGUCUUUGGCUGGACCAAUGAAACGCUUAACUUUGACGUCUCCUUCAGUGCUGCAACGUCUUUGUUGGAAGGUCCGAGGGAAGAGCUGACGAAAUCCUUCCCUCGUCUUAAGCAGUUAAUUGCCAUCGGAGACGAGUCGCACUCUGGAAGACAGCUUUUUCCGACAGGACUGUCCAACUCUACGAUAUACCUCAACUUCAUGAUUGACCUCGUCAAGUGGGUGAUGCUCAACAGACUAGACGGAGUCGUGCUGCACAAGGUGUUUCCCAUUGAACCUAAGCGACGAAAGCAGGUAAUUCGCUUCCUUGUCAAUUUGAAGGCUGUUAUGGAGAGACACGAUCUCCAGUUUGUCGUGACGGUGCCUCAGUACGCCAACGUGUUGCAUUUAGACAAAAAGGGUAGAAAGCUGACGCGCUUCUUGGACUACGUCGCUGUUGUGAUGCACGAGUUGGACGAAGUGAACACGACAGACCCAAUACUUACGCCCUUGUUCAAGGACACGAAAAGAAACAGCAUAGAAGACGUGAUGGCUAGUGUCAUCGAAAAGGGCCUCGCCCCGGCGAAGAUGCUUUUGACGAUUAACCUGGACGGUUACGUCUGCACCUUAGACAAGCCGUACGAGCAAAGCACCAGUGUGACGUGGAACGACACGAAGGCUGUGAGACAGGUGCCUUACAGAGAAAUUUGUAAAAUGCUGAAAGACCAUGAAGGUUGGACGAGUGGUAUUGAUGCGGACAGUGCGAGACCAUUUGUCUUCAAGGGACACUAUUGGAUCGGCUACGAGAAUCAAGCGAGCAUCAGAAAGAUGGCAUCCCUGGUGGCCAAGCUAGGUCUGGGCGGUGUCUUCAUUUGGGACAUUACGAGUGAUGACUUUGAAGGCAACUGCGGUCCGCCCAGUGGACUUGUGCAAGAAAUUUUUAUGGAAAUAUACGGAAUGACACAGCCGGGAGAAAACCUUACGGCAAAGGUUGCGAAUGUUACGGGACCCAAUGGUAUGAGUGUUCAAGGUGCGAGUGGUGAGCUGGGCUUAGUGAAACAAGUGUCACUCUCCAACCAAAUUGGCGGUGGGAAGGUGAUAUAACAUUGCGGUAAUGUAAUGGGGUUGGCUGAAGUAAAGCUCCACGCAUCACUUAUGGUUUGGGUUUGCAUCUGA